AUGCCGCCGCCCCAACUCCCUUCUUCGCCGUUGCACAUAUCCCUUCUUCACCUCCACCAGCUCCCUUCCUCGUUGCCGCCCAGAUCCCUCCCUCGUCAAGUUGUGUGGCCGCCCAGCUCUGAUCCUCGUCGCGUCACGCUACCGCCUGACUGUCUCCAUCCUUCCUCUUCCCUUUCCAUCCACCGCUUGACCGUUGAGUUGCGCCGCCGCCUGACAGCCUCCAUCAUUGUCCCCAAGAGAGCAUACUGA
This is a messenger RNA of Linum trigynum, 249 nucleotides long. NCBI's taxonomy places the organism in Eukaryota, Viridiplantae, Streptophyta, Magnoliopsida, Malpighiales, Linaceae. The record is from the annotation of a GenBank genome assembly.